Molecule: messenger RNA, 2867 nt
Organism: Nerophis ophidion (straightnose pipefish)
Lineage: Eukaryota; Metazoa; Chordata; Actinopteri; Syngnathiformes; Syngnathidae
Product: very-long-chain enoyl-CoA reductase-like
Exons: 11
Coding region: 489-1517 (342 amino acids)
Biological process (GO): very long-chain fatty acid biosynthetic process
Molecular function (GO): oxidoreductase activity, acting on the CH-CH group of donors
Source: RefSeq, a predicted model, not a curated record
CAUGUUGAGGUCUUUCUUCCCUCCCAUCGGCCUUUCAUUCGGGCCUUUCUUGAGCUGCCAAACCAGAAGCAGAGCAGUCGAGUCUCCAAUCGCUUCUACAGAAGCCGUAGUUGAGCGGCGUCCAAAGACCACUCGUUGGUAUUGUGUUCCGUGAGCGGCGUCCCAAGGUUACCAGCCGAGCUGCUGUGCGAAGAGCAAAUCAGCUGGCUUAUAUUUAGCCUUGCAAAUGGCGCUCUGUGGAUUAUGUCUUGCGACUCUCCGGUUUCGUCUUCACCGAGUGUGUUUGCGAGCAUGACUGGGGCUCCGGUCCGUGCUAUUCAGGUGAGGCUCCCAGUGUCGUGUUCUUCCGCACCGGCUCGUCUUCCAGGCAUUUUUUUCGCUCCCCCCUUGGCGCAGCAAAAGAUAUUUACAGAGGUGAGGAGAGCAGCAAAUCCACUCGAGUCAGGACGUGGGGACGACAAGUCCAGUCUCCUUAGGGGCGGGGGAUCAUGGAUGUUCUGGCCUUAGAGGCAAAGAAUGUGAACGGUGCAGAACCAGAGAAGAAAGCUGCGUCCAGGCCCAGACCUAAACCUCCAAAAAAGCCCAAAAGGAUUGUGUACUUUGAGGUAGAGAUUGUGGAUGUUAAGACCAAGGAGAAACUUCUACUCCUGGACAAGGUGGAGCCAACCGCCACAGUUCUGGAUAUCAAGGCCCUGUUUCAUAAAUCAUAUCCUAAGUGGCACCCGGCCAGACAAUCCCUGCGCCUGGAUCCCAAGACUAAAUGUCUCAGGGAUGAAGAAGUUCUCCAAACCCUUCCUGUGGGAACCACAGCCAGCUUUUACUUCAGCGACCUAGGACCUCAACUGACGUGGGGAACAGUUUUCCUGGCAGAGUGUCUGGGCCCACUGCUCAUCUAUUUAAUGUUCUACUUCCGCCUCCCCUUCAUCUACGCUCCAAAAUAUGAUUUUACCAGCAGCAAACACUGGGUGGUGCAUUCUGCUUGCAUCUGUCACUCCUUCCAUUACAUCAAGAAGGUUCUGGAGACUCUGUUUGUCCACCGCAUCUCCCACGGGACCAUGCCUCUGAGGAACAUAUUUAAGAAUUGUGGCUACUACUGGUGCGUGGCAGCCUGGAUGGCAUACUACAUCAACCACCCUCUCUACACCACGCCUGUUUACGGGCAGCAACAGGUCAAUGUCGGACUUUACAUCUUCUGGUUCUGCCAAAUAGGGAAUUUCUCCAUCCAUGUAGCUCUUCGUAACCUGAAACCACCAGGUUCUAAAGUGAAAAAGAUUCCUUACCCGACGAAAAAUCCGUUCACGUGGAUUUUCUGGCUGGUGUCGUGUCCAAACUACACCUAUGAGCUGGGCUCCUGGAUAGGCUUCAGCGUGAUGACGCAAUGUGUGCCCGUGGCUCUCUUCACCCUGGUGGCCUUGGUCCAGAUGAGCGUGUGGGCUCGAGGGAAACACCGCGGCUACUUGAAGGAGUUUAAGGACUAUCCCACCCUGCGCUCCUCAAUACUGCCCUUCAUCCUUUAGGGGAGGGACCACCCUGCUCCCUCCAGUCCAAGCUUGAAGCGGACUUGGGCUGGUUUCAAGUCUUAAUUGACUGUUGUUGACAAGAAGAUGCAUUUUUUUUUUAAAUAAAUAAAAAGGUUACCACAUUUCCUUGAAUUGCCGCCAAAAACCUAUUCUCACUCCGGCUCUUACCAAAGGCAUGUGGUAAAUUUAGGCCUGCGCUUAUAAAUUUGAGUGUGAUGUAAGGAUACCAUCAUGAAAAGCACAUUUAAUAAAAAAAACGUUAUUAUGGUCUUACCUUUACUUAUAAAUGAAGUCCAUGUGCAGCUCCUUCUGAUCAAAAGCAUCAAUAACUUGUUCAAAGAAGUCUUCCUUAUCUUUCUUCAGUUUUAAAAGUCUCUCUGUCUCGAUGGAGAUCAUCCUUUAUUACCUCCUGCUUCGAUUGAAAGUCCAGUUUAGAAAACUGUUUUAUUUUAGAUAUGUAAUCAUCCAUGUUAAAAGUGCAAGCGAGAGGAAAAAUAAACUCUUGCUGCUUGUUGUCACUUCUUCUGCAGCCAAGUAGUCGCAAGAAGGAUCACUAGCGCCCUCUACCACCAGGAGGCGGGAGUCAUUUAAUGACUCAUAUUUGACACACGCAGCUACGGUAUAUUAAUAAAACAUAGCUGCUUACUGUUCUUUUUAGCAUAUUCAAUAGCUUGGACCUUAAAUCCUACUGAAUAGCUCUUAAUCUUCUUCCCUUUAUGCCAUUUCAAAUGAUUGAAAUCAGCCUCCUCCAUUUUGAAAAUGAUGACAGGUGAAGUGUCACUCGUGACGUGACGAGUUUGACCCGGUGGAAAUUGUAGACAUGCGCUAAUAAAAAUAAUAUUUUGUGAAACGAGUUUGACCCGGCGUUAGUCCUGAGCCGGCGGUAGUGCUUAGGAUGCGCUAAUUAUUUUGCGAAACGAGUUUGACCCGGCAGUAAUUCUAGUCAGGUGCAUACUAUAUACUUGGCAAAAUUCAAGGAAAUACGGUAAUUGUCUUCUAUUUGGAUUUUGGCAGCAGACCCAUGGUCAUCAAGCACAUUUUUGGUGCAUUUUUGCGGUCCAGAACCAAGUUUCCAACUCAACUUUGGGGGGAAAAAAGGAUGUCACAUGUUUGUCGUACAGUAUUUUUAAGUUCUUUGGAUUUAUUUCCGUACCGAUGUGAACCAUAGUUUGCUUACAGACAUGUGUGAUGAUACAAAUGUGACAUUUGAAAUAAUUGUACCAACUAAGGCUGAAUGAAGGCUUUAUUUUUGAAGGACUGCUUUAAGUGAACUUCAGCCUGUGGAAUGUUACACACUUCUCGUGUCUUCUUUGGAGGACACAACACGAAAACACGAAUGCUAACAAA